AUGGAUGUUCAGCAUAAUCCAUUAAAUUGGCCACCCGCAACAAUCGCCAACUUAGGCAUGGAUGCAAUGCUGCAGUAUUAUUAUGAAACAAAAAUUGAAUCAAAGUCCUUUUUUGGAGCAAAAUGUCUUUUCGUUGGAGCAAAAGGGGCAGGAAAAUCUAGUUUAGCGAUGAGCAUCGUUGAUAGCCAAAGCCGGUUAACUGAUUUGAGUGAGGAGAUUACCCACGGAAUCGAUAUUCGGGAUAUCAUAUUUGAUGCUUCUGGCUUAGAACAAGAAGAAACGAUGGAUUCUAAAGAAAGCAAGCUGUCAGAAUACUCUGAUUAUAGUAAUGAUGGCCAUCCAAUUACUUUGUCUAUUUGGGAUUGCUCCGGUAACCCAAGCUACAGAUCUCUUAUAACUCAUUGUUCCAAGCUUCCUGCCAUAGUGGCAAUUAUAAUUGAUUUAAGCAAAUAUCCGCUGGGUGAAAUCUCUGAGUUAAGAGAACUUAGUGACAAGAAUCUAUUUUAUGAACAAGUAGGUUAUUGGCUUGACAUGUUGCUAUGGACGAAUAACCAUAUUGUUGCUUUGAUAGUAGGGAAUAAGGCCGAUCUUUGUAAUGAGCCAACACGUUUACAAACUCUAUUAAAUAAAGCAUUCUCUGAUUCAGUAACUUAUGCAAACGACCGAGUUCGACGUAUAGCUGAAGAAAUAUACAAAAUAGAAAGCUUACAGCACAUUUCUCCUGGAGUAGCAGAACAAUAUCGCAAACUCGUUCUCAUGAACCAGUCGCUGAGUAUCUCGUUUUAUCCUAGUCCGCUUGCUACUACUUGUGUUGACACUCUAGAUGGUCAAGAAACCUUAAAGCAACUCUGUAGAGCCAUUAUUUAUCUGGCUGCAAAAACACCAGGCGUAUCUCCUUUCUGCCUAAAGCAGAUUCCUUCCAAAUGGGCUGAUGCUGAAGCCUUCUUUGCUGAGCUUACAAAUGAAAAUUACAUUGGCGGAACUUCUUGUAGUAAAUAUGUAGAUCAAGGUCCACUUAUGAGCUUCGAAGUAUUUGCUUCAAUGAGUUCAAUUCACUUCUCAAUACCCCCGUCAACCAUCUUUCCACUUGCGCAGUAUCUCCAUGAUAUUGGAAAAGCAUAUUGGCCAGAGGCAAUGAUUUCACGAAGUGAACACCUGAAUCUGAUAGAACUGAGAGUUUUAAAUGGCAUUGCACCAAAGCAACUGAUUUGUGUUUGUCCAAGUCUUCUGUUGGAAUGCAUUAGCUUGCUUGUCAGAUGUGAUCUUUCAGAAGUUUUGGACGGCUCUAAAGGAAAUAAACAGUUUCUAGAGGCUGUCUUAAAUCGGCUUAGAUCUGCUACAGGAGCUGGUGCACAAAGGCGGCUAAAACAAGCAAUAGAAGAAAUAAUUAAGGGAAAUGGAAUACUUGGUGCUAAUUUGUGGACGGCUAUAGUUGAGUCUAGGCAUCUUUAUAUUUUAGAGUCAUAUCUUCCUAUGGGGCAACUCUUUCUACAAUUCAUAUGGCUAAUAACUUCCGAUUCAGCUACCGAGAAUGUUGAACGAUUUGGCCUUCCAAGUCUUUUGUUCCCAUGCCGAAUAACCGCAACGAUUGAGGGAGACGUUUACUUGAACAGUCCGUUUGAAUCCAGUGGUCUAGAGGGUGACUACGAUACCAGCCGUCAUCUUCAACUGGUGAAUAGGGUAUGGCAGGUUGCUGGAGCAUCUGGCCCUACACCGAUCUGCUUGGUUUAUAAAUUUCCAAUUGGGCUACCGGAGGAGUGUUUUCUCCGCGCUAGUUUUAAUUACAUUGGCCACUGGCACAAGGGCGUUCAGAUGUGGCAUUCAGCGACUAGACUUCUUCUCAGAUUGACACAAAAGCGCCUUGACGAUGGCGAGGAGGCGAUCCUGUUUGAGGUGCGCGCUCUUACAGAUGCAUUAGCUGAUAUUAAGUCACGACAACCAGAGGAGCCGGUCGUGGAGGAUACUGUGAAAGAGAGUGCUGACGGUUGUCCUGGCGAUGGCUGUUAUAAGCAGAUUUCAGAAAGCGUUGAGUCGAAGGUUGCUGAAAAAACGGCUGAAGCAAGCCUGAAGCGCAGACGUUGGCGCAAUUGGCCGAUCUCGAUAGCCGAGGUCUGGGAUCUGAUUCUGCCUGUGCUAUUGUGCUUCGAGAAUCUCCUCUCAGGCUUUCCAGGUAGAUGUGCACAUUUAAAGAAGUGA
Messenger RNA from Protopolystoma xenopodis, 2196 nucleotides. The record is from the annotation of a GenBank genome assembly. NCBI's taxonomy places the organism in Eukaryota, Metazoa, Platyhelminthes, Monogenea, Polystomatidea, Polystomatidae.